Molecule: messenger RNA, 522 nt
Organism: Soboliphyme baturini
Lineage: Eukaryota; Metazoa; Nematoda; Enoplea; Dioctophymatida; Soboliphymatidae
Source: the annotation of a GenBank genome assembly
AUGGCAAAGGUUUCGGGUUCCGGUACUGUGCUACAUGCACCAAUCGAAUGGGCUCAGAGGGACAACAUAUUGUUUCUGACAAUUUGUGUGGACGAUUGCAAGGCGCCAGAGAUCGACAUUAAAGAUGAUAAGCUGACAUUUAAGGGUUUUGGAGGUCACCCUGAGAUUGAAUACCAGUCUGAAAUUGAGUUUUACAAGCCUGUCGAUGCUGAGAAAGCGAAGCGGAUUCCUUCGGACCGACACAUUCAAUAUGUUAUUCCGAAGAAGGAGGCGGGACCGUUUUGGCCGAGAUUAGUUUUAUCCAAGCAACGGGCACCUUGGAUUAAAGUUGAUUUCAACAAGUGGAAGGACGAAGACGAAGAUUCGGCAGACGAGUCGAAAUGGAACAUGAACGACUUCGGAGGUGGUGCAGGCGCUGGUGGCAUGUUCGGAGGUUCUGGCAAAAAUAAUUUUGGCGACUUAGUAAGCAGUUUGAAUCUAUUGGCUAACUUAUUUGAAGUCAGAGUUGACAAGUUAUCCUGA